Molecule: messenger RNA, 1908 nt
Organism: Nelumbo nucifera (sacred lotus)
Lineage: Eukaryota; Viridiplantae; Streptophyta; Magnoliopsida; Proteales; Nelumbonaceae
Product: nuclear transcription factor Y subunit A-1-like
Biological process (GO): regulation of DNA-templated transcription
Cellular component (GO): CCAAT-binding factor complex
Molecular function (GO): DNA-binding transcription factor activity; DNA binding
Source: RefSeq, a predicted model, not a curated record
AAAUUAUUUUUAUUUUAACAGACAGAGAGAGCGACGCUUUCGUGGCUGUAAAAAACUAUUAUUUAUAUUUAUUUCAAUCCUUUAUAUUGUUCCACCAAUUGGUACUGUUAUUAUUCGCACUUCGCUACGGUUUCAGUUUCUCGUUGAGAAUCGGAGAGGAAUGGAUUUAUAUCGAUGUCUUUGAAUUCUGUAACGGGGAAGUGUAGGAUUACUUCGAGUACUUUUCUGAAUUGAAAAUUGAAGGUUUUCUGAAGAAAUUCUGGACUAGGAAAGCAUGCACUCAAAAUCCGAUAAUGGGAGUCAGUUAGAGCCCAGUGCACAAACUGUUUCUCCAUCGACAGUAAGUGCUCAACCAUGGUGGCGUCCAAUUGGGUAUAAAACUGUUUCUCCUGUCGUAGGAGAGAGUGCAUCAAAAUUACCUCCAUUGGAGCCUCCAAGUGGUGGUGGGGGAACAAAAGCUGGGCAAGCGCAAGAAAAUGGUGGCCCAGAAAACGGAACUGAUGUUAGUAAAGAAACUCAGACAAGUGCUGCACCACAGUUAGGCUCUAAUGGAAAUUGUGGACAAGAGAGUCCACAUAUGCAGCAUGGUUCAACUACAGUACCUCAUACGACAAGUGAACCCCUUGUACCAACUACCCAGCUGGAACUUGUUGGCCACUCAAUUGCUUGUGCACCGUAUCCAUAUUCUGAUCCAUACUAUGGGGGAAUGAUGGCUGCUUAUGGAACUCAGGCUCUGGCACAUCCUCAUUUACUUGGGAUGCACCACCCUAGGAUGCCUUUGCCUCUUGAAAUGGCAGAGGAGCCUGUUUAUGUGAAUGCUAAGCAGUACCAUGGAAUCCUGAGGCGAAGACAGUCACGUGCCAAGGCUGAGUUGGAAAAGAAACUGAUAAAAGUUAGAAAGCCUUACCUUCAUGAAUCUCGGCAUUUACAUGCUAUGAGAAGAGCAAGGGGUUGUGGGGGUCGUUUUCUUAACACAAAGAAACUCAAUGAGGAAUCUGCCAAGUCCAUAGAUGAGAAGGGCAAUGAUUCUUCUGCACCCCUUUCUACGCAAUCGGCAAGCUCAUCAGCCUUAGAACCCUUACCUUCUGGUUGUGCAACAAAUGUGAAUUCCUCCAAUAAUCAGCAAGAAAGAAAAGGGUCCUCGGUCCAGGAUAUGCACCAACAACAGACCUACUCCAAUGGCAAUGGCUGCUACCAACAUAAUCAGGGAUUUCCAUUGUCCAAUUUUCAUUCCUCUCUCUCAGAAGAGAGAGCGGAAGAAGGAGACUAUUUGGGCCAGCAGAGGGGAAGUAUUCCUGUGAAUCAGGCCCCAAAUAGGGCCCUCACCAUACAGUGAAAGCCGCCCCUUGCAUGGGGUUGGUCGGUCUCCCCAGCGUCACUUUACUGGUCAUAUCUGCUACCUCUGUAACCAAUUUAGUGGUGGUGGUCUUGCAUUCAUAAUUUUGUAGCUCUGUGGAGAGGUUUCUCUCGUGCGUGGCUCCUUACAUCUUCCAUGGAAGAGGUAAUAGAACGUGGCACUGGAGGCAUGAGGCCCCCCACGUAACCAGGGAGGGAACCCACUAUUAUCUGGUGUUUCUCAGGCAAUUCAUUCUUGGCUUGGUAUUUUUGCUUUUGUUUGGAGGGGAAUAGGCAGUAGGAAUGUAUUGGUGUGAUGUGCCACUUCUCUAGUCCACCAUCCACCCACUGCCACUUCCCCAUGUUAUCAUGUACAAAGAAAGUAAUGUAGUAGACGAAGCAAAUGUGAAGGAUAAUGAACAAAGAUCUGUUUUUCCUUUCAUCUCUGUCGGAUUUGAAGAUUCCGAACAAUUAGAACCCAGGUUUGUGAAAAUGUCUCUGUUUAAAAGAUGAAGCCUCGUUGGCAGUAGAUCUGUUUUCUAAAAUGAAUGAAAACCUUGCUCCUUUGUUAUA